Neogale vison (American mink) is the source of this 5505-nucleotide messenger RNA. RefSeq names its product pleckstrin homology and RhoGEF domain containing G2 (gene PLEKHG2). Lineage: Eukaryota; Metazoa; Chordata; Mammalia; Carnivora; Mustelidae. Gene Ontology annotation, molecular function: guanyl-nucleotide exchange factor activity. Bases 819 to 5150 code for a protein of 1443 amino acids. The record is from RefSeq and is a predicted model, not a curated record. The transcript has 18 exons.
GGAAGGCCCCGGCGACCGCCCCCCGCCUCACAGCUGGGACCGGACUCUCCCGCCACAGAUGUCGCACCGCCGCCGCCAAAGCCCAGCGGUACUCAUCCCAGAGCCUUGAGGGGUCCAAAGUCGUGGACUCCGGAGUAGCGAGUCUGUACCGCGCCCUGAGAGACCCCAAAGCGCAGGCUAAAGGAACCCAAAUAUCCAGGUGCCCAGCGCCCCCUCCUGGAGGAGCCGGGAGUCCUGGACAUCACUCCGCGCGAUCCUGGAGGCCGAGCUUCCUGCACCCUGGUUAAAGAAGUUAGGAUCCCAGACCGGUGAUUACCUCCAAGGGUUCCCAGAUAUUCGAGCCCAGAUAUCCGAACUUGGCAUACGGACUCCUAGCGCCCCAGCCAGUUUGUCUGGGGCUGAAAAGCCCACCACUUCAAGGGGACCCAGGAAUUUGGGACUCCCCUGCGCUCCCGCCUGGAGAUGGUUUAAUAUCUGCUCCAAGAGUUAGGGGAACUCAGGAAUCCGGUCGCCCCACGGCCCUAUCUAGAAGACUCAGGAAUUUGGGUCUCCAGCGCCCCAUCUGAGACCUAAGUGUCGGGACUCCCAGCAUCCCUCAUUUAGAGGACCAAGAAAUUCGGACUGCUACAUCCCUUUCCGAGAGAUCCCGGAUUGUGGUUCCCGGAGCCUGAACACCCGAAGUUCACGCCCCUGACUUGCAGAGACCCAGGAGUCCGGCCUUGCGGCUCCCCGAGGACCGUACUAGGGUCGAAUAAGAAUCGAGCAACCUCGGUUCUGGGCUGGAGACUCCCUGGGAGCAGGCGCUGAGCCACUCAGCCAUGCCCGAGGGAGCCCGUGGACCGAGCCUGUCCAAACCCAGCCCUAGCCUUGGCCGUGGCCCCACAGGUGAAGUGUGUGACUGCGCAGCUGUGUGUGAGAGCCAGACAGCAGGCCCUGCAACCCCUGCCAUGGCCUCCCCCCGAGGUUCUGGAAGCUCCACAUCCCUGAGCACGGUGGGCUCUGAGGGGGACCCGGCUCCAGGGCCCACCCCAGUCUGCUCAGUGUCCAGGCCAGAGCCCCUUCCAGGGCCCCCCAUCCGCCUGCAUCUGUCACCCGUGGGAACCCCAGGUUUGGCCAAACCCUCGAGGCUGGAGCGAGUGGUUCGAGAGAUCGUGGAGACAGAGAGGGCCUACGUCCGGGACCUUCGUAGCAUUGUGGAGGACUACCUGGCCCCUCUGAUGGAUGGUGGGGUCCUAGGGCUGAGUGCGGAGCAGGUGGGCAUGCUAUUUGCCAACAUCGAGGACAUCUACGAGUUCAGCAGUGAGCUCCUGGAGGACCUGGAGGGCAGCAGCAGCGCGGGGGGCAUUGCUGAGUGCUUUGUGCAGAGGAGUGAGGAUUUUGACAUCUACACGCUGUACUGCAUGAACUACCCGAGCUCCCUAGCCCUGCUCCGGGAGCUGUCGCUGUCCCCACCCGCAGCCCUGUGGUUGCAGGAGCGCCAGGCCCAGCUCCGCCACUCACUGCCUCUGCAGAGCUUCCUGCUGAAACCUGUUCAGCGGAUCCUCAAGUACCAUCUGUUGCUGCAGGAGCUAGGCAAGCACUGGGCAGAGGGCCCAGGCGCUGGGGGACGCGAGAUGGUGGAAGAGGCCAUCGUGUCCAUGACCGCGGUUGCCUGGUAUAUCAAUGACAUGAAACGGAAGCAGGAGCAUGCGGCGCGCCUCCAGGAAGUGCAACGGCGGCUGGGCGGCUGGACUGGCCCGGAGCUCAGCGCUUUCGGGGAGCUGGUGCUGGAGGGCGCAUUCCGAGGUGGCGGAGGGGGUGGCCCCCGACUUCGAGGGGGCGAGCGGCUGCUUUUUCUGUUCUCACGGAUGCUGCUCGUGGCCAAGCGCCGGGGCCCGGAGUACACCUACAAAGGCCAUAUCUUCUGCUGCAACCUGAGUGUGAGCGAGAGUCCUCGAGACCCUCUAGGGUUCAAGGUGUCUGAUCUGACCAUUCCCAAACACAGACACCUUCUCCAGGCCAAGAACCAAGAAGAGAAGAGGCUGUGGAUUCACUGUCUCCAGCGUCUCUUUUUUGAGAACCACCCUGCCUCCAUCCCUGCCAAGGCCAAACAAGUUCUCCUUGAAAACAGCCUGCACUGUGCUCCUAAAAGUAAACCUAUCCCAGAGCCCCUGACACCCCCACUUGGGUCUCCCCGACCUCGAGAUGCUAGAAGUUUCACCCCUGGACGAAGGAACACAGCUCCAUCUCCAGGACCCUCUGCUACCCGCCGUGGCCGUAGACAGUCUGAGCCAGUAAAGGAGCCGUACGUUAUGUUUCCACCAAACGCUAAGCCUAGACUCAAGGUAAGAAACACCCUAGGACAGGGUCUGCGGACCCGUACUCCUGGGCCUGGGAGAAAGGGAUGGGGCCCUCCACUCCAGCCUUCCAUCCUCUCUCCUUGCUUGCAGCAUACUGGCAGUGAGGGGGAGCUCUACCCCCCCUUAGAGCCUCAGCCACCAGUUCCAAUUUCCGGACCCCCUGAGGACCUGGAGGACACUGGACCCCCCACGCUGGAGCCCUCUGGGACCUCCAUCACUGAAGAGAUUCUGGAACUGUUGAACCAAAGAGGCCUCCGGGAUCCAGGGUGCCCACUGCCGCCAUCCCCCCACGACAUUCCCAAGUUCUCUGGAGACUCCCAGGUGCCAGGCGACAGUGAAACCCUCACAUUCCGAGCCCUGCCCGGCCGAGACUCUUCAGAAGAGGAGGAGGAGGAGGAGCUAGAGAUGGACGAACGGGGGCCUUCCCCGCUCCACGUCCUGGAAGGGCUCGAAAGUUCCAGCGCGGCUGAAGCUCCCGACGUUUCCGGCCUUAGCAGAAGUCCAGACGCACCCAGCCUCCCUGAAAUUCCCGGCCUGUCUGAAAUUCCCAAGAUUCCCCACCUUCCUAGCCUCUCUGACAUUUCCAGUGUUUUUGAAAUGCCCCGCCUUCCAGCCAUACCUAAUGUCCCGGACAUUCCUAGUCUCGCCAGCGCUCCCGCCCUUCCCUGUGACUCAUGGCUCCAGGGACCUCUGCAAGGGCCCGAUGAGGCUGUAGCCACCAGGAGAGAACUGUUCCCUGGAGGCAGCUCAGCAAAACUGGGGGAACCCUCCUCAGGUGGCAGGGCAGGGCAGGAGGAGCCCGAAGAAGGGGAACCGUUCCCAGACUUCCAGCCCCAGGAUGUCCCCCAAGAUCAGGGAUUCCCAGAUGAGCUGGAAUUCCGCUCUUGUUCAGAAAUCCGCAGCGCCUGGCGGGCUCUGGAGCAGGGGCAGCUGGCCCGGCCGGGUUUCCCAGAGCCACUGCUGAUCCUGGAAGAUUCGGAUCUGGGCGGAGGCAGCGGGAGCGGGAAGGCAGGAGCCCCUAGUUCGGAGAGGGCAGCUUCCCGGGUGCGAGAGUUAGCCCGGCUCUACAGCGAGCGGAUCCAGCAGAUGCAGCGGGCCGAGACCCGGGCAUCGGCCAAUGCCCCCCGCCGCCGGCCUCGUGCUCUGGCCCAGCCCCAGUUGUCCCCCCGCCUGCCCCAAGAGCAUGCUGAGCCAGGGCCUCUGCCUGCCUUUGGACACGUGCUGGUGUGUGAGCUGGCCUUCCCUCUGACCUGUGCCCAGGAGUCUGUCCCUCUGGGUCCUGCCGCCCGGGUUCAAGCUGCCACACCUUUGUCUAAGCAGGGAGGCUGCCCGAGUGGCCGGGGUCUCUCUGUUUCCAGUUUGCCUGAGCAAGACCAUCUGGGCAUCCGGGUACCAGCUGCUAGGCGUCUGCCUGAGCAAGGAGACCCCCAGAACACACAGAGCAUGGCUGCAGCCACCACAGCCUUGCCCCUGCAGGAAGACCCCCCAGAUGUGCAGGUGCUGGCUACAGCUCUGCCUGACCCAGGAGGCCACCUGGAAGUCCAGCGUCCAGCUACCACUCCUCUGCCUCAGCAUAGAGGCCAUAUGGACACCCAAGUUCCAACCAGCCCAGCCCUGCCUGGGCAGAGAUGCUGUCCUGACGUCACAGUUUUAGCUACCGUCACUGUGCCCAAGCAAGAAGGUCCUCUACAUAGCCAGAGCCCGAGCAAUACCCCGUUAACCAGACAAGGAGGUCCCAGGGAUGUUCCAUUUCUGGCUGGUGUUGGCGACCAAGCUGUCGACAUCUCGCUUACGCAUGGAAGCAGCCUGGACCGUCCGAUCCCAGGCAACGCUGCACUGCCCUCACAACAUGACCUCCCGGACGUUCCGGUUCUGGGUGCUUCACCUCUAGCUGCCUGGGAAGGCCCCCCGAGCCAUGAGAUCCCAGCCAGCGCUGCGCCGUCUUUGCCCCAAGACCCCUCAGACAUUCAGUUUCUGGGCACCUCGUCCUUGCCUGCACACGAAUGCUGCCUAGACCAUCAGCUCCCAGCCAGCACCGCACUGUCUUUGCCCCAGAACUCGAAUGUUCCAGCUGCUGCACCUCUGCCCCAGCAACCAGGCCUCCCAGACACCCAAGUCCAGGCCCUCCCACCUCUGCCCAAGCAGGGAGGCCUCCCAGACACCCAGGGUCCAUCUGCUACACCUUUGCUUCAGGAACAAAGCUUCACAGACCUUCAGAUCCAAAAACAUUCACCGUUGUUGGAGCAGAGGAGCCUCCCCGACGUCCGUGGUCCAGCCCCGACACUCCUGCCUGAGCAGAGAGGCUCUCGGGACUCUCAGGGCCUGUUUUCCACCCCGGCUCAGACCACCAUGGUUCUGUCCAAACCAGGACACUACUUGGCCUCUCCUGUCACCAGGUCAGAGUCUUCAGAGUUGACCCCGCCCCACAGUCCCCCUCUUCCAACCCGGCAGCUCCUGGGCCCCAACGCAGCUGCCCUCUCAAGGUACCUGGCAGCCUCAUACAUCAGCCAGAGCCUGGCUCGGCGGCAAGGGUCUGGAGGAGAAGCCCCCUUGGCCUCCCGGGGUCCCUGGUCCUCCUCUGCCCCCGCAUCGCGGGCCCCUUCACCACCACCCCAGCCCCAGCCCCCACCACCCCCAGCCCAGAGGCUCAGCUAUGCCACCACGGUCAACAUCCACGUUGGGGGUGGCGGGCGGCUCCGGCCAGCCAAGGCCCAGGUCAGGUUGAACCACCCUGCUCUCUUGGCCUCUGCCCAGGAAUCUGUGGGCCUUCGCAGGGCCCAGGGAGCUCCUGAUGCCCCUUUCCACAUGUGAGCCCAGAUAUGGGGCUUCUUGAAAAGCAAGGACUUCAGCCGGAUGCCGCAGACCCUCAGAACUUCACCCAGAAGUCCAGACACUGAGCACAGGUCUAGAAAUUGCUGCAGCUUUCCAACUCCUGGGAGCUGCUUUGGUGAAUGGUCCUUUUUACUUACCUUGACUAACUCAGCAGGUAUGGGGAAGGGGAUGUCAUUAAUAUUUUGUUAAUAUUAUGAAGUUAUGUAUAUUUUCCCAUUCUGGAGGUAGUGGGUGGAUGACAAGACAAUGAAUGCGAAGGUCUGACACAGCAUGAAUCGGUGGUUCUGAAAACAGGAGGCAUCUCAAACUUGUUGGAAAAUUACUGACAACCGCC